Molecule: messenger RNA, 2208 nt
Organism: Brenthis ino (lesser marbled fritillary)
Lineage: Eukaryota; Metazoa; Arthropoda; Insecta; Lepidoptera; Nymphalidae
Source: the annotation of a GenBank genome assembly
AUGUCGAAGCGACGGAUCGAGAUGAUAGACCCUUUUAUAAAGAAAAAAAGAGAAGAAAAGGCAGCAGCAGCCGCAAAAUCCGGUGGCAGCGGUGAAUCCUCAGAAUCAGCUGCAGCUACUCUAGGUACUGCUCCCGCACAAACAGCCACCAGUGCUUCAGGCAUUAAUCCAUAUACAGGUCGUCCACACUCCCUCACAUACCACGAACUGCUGCGUCGUCGUCGAAGCCUACCUGUAUGGGAAUACCAAAAUGAUUUCAUGAGACUUCUAAAUACCCAUCAGUGUGUUGUUUUAGUCGGUGAGACUGGGUCAGGAAAGACUACACAAAUACCACAAUGGUGUGUAGAAUUUGCAGCAGUUACUGCUGGGAAGUCUUUUGGGGUGGCAUGUACCCAGCCCAGGAGAGUGGCGGCUAUGUCAGUGGCUCAGAGAGUGGCUGAAGAGAUGGAUGUGGCACUAGGACAGCAAGUUGGUUACAGCAUCCGUUUCGAAGACUGCUCUGGACCACAAACCGUCUUGAAAUACAUGACAGAUGGUAUGUUAUUAAGAGAAGCCAUGUCGGAUCCUAUGUUGGAACAGUAUAGAGUGAUUUUACUAGACGAAGCCCACGAAAGGACGUUAGCAACAGACAUAUUGAUGGGCGUACUUAAAGAAGUUAUAAAACAGCGCACAGAUUUGAAAUUAGUUAUUAUGUCAGCCACAUUAGACGCUGGGAAGUUUCAACAAUACUUUGAUAAUGCACCUCUAAUGAAUGUCCCCGGAAGAACACAUCCAGUAGAAAUAUUCUACACACCUCAACCUGAAAGGGAUUAUUUGGAAGCAGCGAUACGUACAGUCAUACAAAUUCACGUAUGCGAAGAGAUUGCCGGAGAUAUCCUUCUGUUUUUGACAGGACAAGAGGAGAUAGAGGAUGCGUGUAAGAGAAUCAAGAGAGAGAUAGAUAAUUUGGGACCAGAUGUAGGAGAAUUGAAGUGUAUACCCUUAUAUUCCACGUUACCCCCUAACCUUCAGCAAAGAAUUUUUGAGCCAGCUCCUCCUAAUCGUGCGAACGGAGCGAUUGGCAGAAAGGUUGUAGUGUCAACAAAUAUUGCUGAAACAUCUUUAACGAUAGAUGGUGUAGUUUUUGUGAUAGAUACGGGUUUUUCCAAACAAAAAGUGUAUAAUCCAAGGAUACGUGUCGAGUCACUUCUGGUCUCGCCCAUAAGUAAAGCGUCAGCCCAACAGAGGGCAGGUAGGGCUGGAAGAACUAAGCCCGGAAAGUGCUUCAGGCUGUACACGGAGAAGGCUUACAAGAAUGAAAUGCAGGAUAACACAUAUCCGGAGAUUUUGAGAUCAAACUUAGGAUCUGUAGUUUUGCAGUUGAAAAAGCUGGGUAUCGACGACCUGGUACACUUUGACUUCAUGGACCCGCCAGCGCCGGAGACACUCAUGAGGGCGUUGGAGUUGCUCAACUAUCUGGCUGCACUCGAUGACGACGGCAACCUAACAGACCUGGGAGCGGUGAUGGCGGAGUUCCCCCUGGACCCUCAACUCGCCAAGAUGUUGAUAGCCAGCUGUAACCACAACUGUUCCAACGAGAUCCUCUCCAUCACCGCCAUGCUCUCUGUACCACAAUGCUUUGUCCGGCCUAAUGAAGCGAGAAAGGCAGCAGACGAGGCCAAGAUGAGAUUUGCACACAUAGAUGGAGAUCACCUCACGUUGCUUAAUGUGUAUCACGCUUUUAAACAGAAUAUGGAGGACCCACACUGGUGCUAUGACAACUUCAUCAACUACAGAUCCCUCAAGUCCGGCGACAAUGUGCGCCAGCAGCUCAGCAGAAUUAUGGACAGGUUUAAUCUAAAAAGAACUAGCACAGAAUUCACAAGUAAAGACUACUAUAUCAAUAUAAGAAAGGCGCUCGUUAAUGGAUUCUUCAUGCAGGUGGCCCAUCUAGAACGAACAGGACACUACCUCACUGUGAAGGACAACCAGGUGGUACAGCUGCACCCUUCCACCUGUCUCGACCACAAACCGGACUGGGUCAUAUACAACGAGUUUGUUCUCACCACCAAGAAUUAUAUAAGGACUGUCACUGAUAUUAAACCGGAAUGGCUCCUCAAAAUUGCACCGCAGUACUAUGAACUAAAUAACUUCCCACAGUGCGAGGCUCGGAGACAGCUCGAGCUGCUGCAGGCACGUUUAGACUCCAAAGCGUAUCAGGAAGGUUUU